Messenger RNA from Penicillium digitatum Pd1, 321 nucleotides. NCBI's taxonomy places the organism in Eukaryota, Fungi, Ascomycota, Eurotiomycetes, Eurotiales, Aspergillaceae. The record is from RefSeq and is a predicted model, not a curated record.
AUGGCAGACAUGAAGACAGAAGAACAGCGCGCAGCACUGGAAGAAGAAGCGAAUAUUGCGAGGCGACGGCUUGCUGCACACGAGCUGGCAUUGAUUAGAGGUCUCGAUCUGACAGGUGCAUACCGCAACAUCCGCCAGUCCAUCUCUCCGAUCACAAGAACAAUUCAAAUCCCCGAUAAGGACCCUCAGCGAGUCAUCGAGCCGCCGGAUAUCGGACAAUCACACAGAGCCCUUCCCGCCUCUACCUCUGUCGCCUUCAUCUUUGGCCAUAGAUCUUCCGGGCUUAUCGAAAACCUCACCAAGGGCUAUGUCUCCCCAUGA